AUAUAUAUCGUGCGUGUUUAUGACAAGUUAAAAACAUGGCUGCUGCGUGAGAAAAUAAAUUGAUUGGAUUGCGUGUUGUAAACAAAAAUAUUGCCACUUGGUUUGUCACGGUGGUUUAGCGUUUCGCGACCGCACGAGUCGCGUUGCUGCACGAAGAACAUUUCGAAUGGCACACGUUUGAUCGAAAAACGGCGAAAAACUUCCGGAAAUAAAACGCGCGAAUAUCACACGGGCAACAGCACGGAUUCUGUGCCUUCCACAGAUUUAUUUCUAAAUCGCGUUUUCUUCGCUCGUUAUCUGAAGAAGCUUUCGUAUCGGUGCAGAUGAUGCAGGUGAAUUGUCAAGGAUGUGUAGUUGGGAAAGUUCUGAGAAGUAGAAUGUGAAGAGUGGCGCAGAGAAACUUUAUCAUUCCCAAGGACAUUGUUUUCUAAUCCAAAUCAUCCAUGGAUAUUGCAGAUUUUGAUAUGAUUGUGCGCCAUCCAAAAGUCAUCGUCCACUUGGAUGUUGACUGUUUCUAUGCACAAGUAGAGAUGCUCAGACAUCCGGAGUUUGAAGGAAAACCUUUGGGUGUACAGCAGAAAAAUAUAGUAGUCACUAGCAAUUAUCUGGCCAGAGAAUAUGGGAUAAAGAAAUGUAUGCCUGUGAGGGAAGCUUUGAACUUGUGUCCCAAGCUGGUUUUGAUAAAUGGUGAAGAUUUAACAAACUAUAGACAUUAUUCCAAUAAAAUAUUUGAAAUUCUGCAUCAGUUUACACCAUUGGUAGAAAGAUUGGGUUUUGAUGAUAAUUACCUUGAUGUAACAUCACUAGUGGAGAAGCACAUGAAGUCGCAAAAUGAUUCAGAACUUGAAAUGAGUAGUUUGAGUACAGAAAAGGAUUUGAAACAACCAAUUCAUGAAAUAUUUGGUCCAUAUGAAGAGGAAUGUCCAUGUGGCUGCCACAUUCGCUUGAUGAUGGGCUCUAAGAUAGCUUUUGAGAUUAGAUCGCGUAUUUACAAGGAAUUACAUCUUACUUGCAGCGCUGGAAUAGCACAUAACAAGCUUCUGGCUAAAUUAGCAGGAUCUGUAAACAAACCAAAUCAACAGACACUGAUAUUUCCAUGCAGUGGUCCAAUGUUGCUCUCUACGGUAGGCUCUGUAUCCAAAAUACCUGGUGUUGGACAAAAAACUACGGAAUUAUUGUUGUCAAACAACAUAAAGACAGUAGAUGAUGUGCGUAGAAUACCUUUGGAAAAUCUGGAAUUGAAAAUUGGCGUUGAUUUAGCGAGAAGAUUGAAGGAUAACGCAGAAGGCAUCGACGACACAUUGGUGAGACCAUCUGGGAAAAGACAAUCUAUAGGCCUGGAAGAUGGAUUUAAAAACGUGUCACUCGUAGCUGAGGUAGAGUCGCGAUUGAGCGCGUUACUAAGAAGAUUAACGGAGCUGGCUAUGGAAGAUGGUAGAAUUCCCAUUGCCAUGAGAAUAACAGUAAGAAAACAAGUCUUGAACAAACCUACUUCCGGCAAAAGAGAAACUAGACAGUGCGCGUUGCCGAAGCAUCUCUUACCGUCUACAAAAAUGGGUGUGUACGAUCAUGCUAAACUGCUGAAGCUUGCGAUGAAGCUGUUCCAUCGAAUUGUUGACGUCUCCAAGCCAUUCCACUUGACGCUGCUGGGAGUUGCGUUCACCAAGUUCGAGGAGAGAGCCAAUGGUCGGAGCAGCAUCACGUCUUUCCUGCGCAAACAGGUGGCCGUCGAUUCCGUAUUGGACAUCAGCUCCGAGGAGGGCAUACCCGAAGCGAAUUUGGGAUCACCUAUGAGUAUUAAUCAAGAUAGCAACGAUAGUUCGGAUCACUCAGCGACCGGCUUGAUAAACAUGUCCGCGUCGAGUCUCUCAUGCUCACCGAUUUCGAAAUCGCCGGGUGUGGCGAAUCAAGGUCCGGAGGACGAUUUGCUGAACGAGGUGGAACCACUGCCGAAGAAGACCAAGCUGGAAGUGUGGCUUAGCGGUCGUCGGGAAUCGCCAAGCAACGAAAUGGCCGAUCUCAGGCUGAGCCCGUCGUCGCCCAUGCAAUUGUCCCCUACGGUGGACGCCGCGGUUUUCAAGACAUUGCCCAUCGAGAGGAGAGAUGUCACUCGUUCUUGGCCCACAACCAGCAAACCGAAACCAAACAAUAUACUUAAAUUCUUCAUAGCUAAUAAGUGACGGAGCUCUGUAACUUAGUAUUAAAUCUCAUCACUUUUACAUACACUCUUUUUAAUCCAUACAAUAUUUAAUGUCAGCACCGCAUACGGAGCGCAUUCUUGUUGUGCGCGUUUUAAUUACUCGCAUUUUUAGACAACAAAAAAACGUGUACGUGUUCAGUUGCAUUUAAAUAUUUAAGUUUAAGGAGAUUUUCACAUAUACACGAUUAAAAUAACGGGCGAUUAAAAUAACGAUAUCAUACCUUUGUAGUAAUUAUCUUUAUGUCACACUUUUUUACAGUAUUUCCAGCAGCAAAAACAAAAUGAAAUUUAUUCCGUCUCCGGUUUAAUUUUAAUAUUUCAUUUUCUUUUAUGUUAGGUUGUGUACAUGUGUAGAAAUAUAUGAUUUUAAUUAACUCAAACGAAACACACACACACAGGAGAGAAACUGUACAGCGUAAAUAAUAUUUCUGUGAAAAUUUUAUUUUUAUUGUUAUUUUUUAUAUCUACAUAUAUAUAUUUAUAAGCAAGGUGCUGGCAUUCAAUGUUGUGACUCACGCGACGAAUGAAAAUUAUAUAUACUUUAAUAUUUUAAGAAGAGAAUUCUAUUUUUAGUACUGUUAAACGUUAUAUAUAUAUAUAUUGGCUUAUUUUAUAAUAUACGCGACAAAUAUCACGAAUUACGUGAGAGAAAUACUCAGUUAAUCCCCGUCAGAAAUGGCGCGGAGCUGCUUUAAGAUAUUAAAACAAAAAAAAAAAAAAACAAAAAAAAACAAGCUAUAUAAAUAUACAUGUGAUUACACGCGAGAAAGAUAUACUCUAGACAAUCAUAAAGUUUUAAUACCGUUUCAGUAUGGUGCACAAUGAUUAUCACAUGCAUACACACACCACACACACAUGACACUUAUAUAUAAGUAAAAAUUAAAAU
Messenger RNA from Pseudomyrmex gracilis, 3086 nucleotides. RefSeq names its product DNA polymerase iota (gene PolI). Gene Ontology annotation, biological process: translesion synthesis. The transcript is spliced from 2 exons. NCBI's taxonomy places the organism in Eukaryota, Metazoa, Arthropoda, Insecta, Hymenoptera, Formicidae. Gene Ontology annotation, molecular function: damaged DNA binding; DNA-directed DNA polymerase activity. The record is from RefSeq and is a predicted model, not a curated record. The coding region runs from base 444 to 2180 and encodes 578 amino acids.